Penicillium verrucosum is the source of this 507-nucleotide messenger RNA. RefSeq lists its product as uncharacterized. The record is from RefSeq and is a predicted model, not a curated record. Lineage: Eukaryota; Fungi; Ascomycota; Eurotiomycetes; Eurotiales; Aspergillaceae. Bases 1 to 507 code for a protein of 168 amino acids. The transcript has a single exon.
AUGACUCGUGGCUUUCUCGGCACAGACCCACUGGACAACUCCUACAUCAAGAGUGUGAUCGCAAAGUACACAGCCAAGUACACCAGUCAGAGGGAGAAGGGAUGUGAGCCAAUGCGGCAACCCUCAAUACCCACACAUACAAUGUGCCGACGAUCCCAGGCUACUAUCAAAACUAGGAACGUGUUUCUCCCGACUGAGCUCAUCUUGAACAUCGCAGAUCAUUUGGAUCAUCACAAGGAUAUUCGAGCUCUGCUUUCCACGUUCCCACAUUGGUAUCCAAUGAUCCCGGACAGCUACUGGAGACGUCGAUUCAUUGACGAUAACCACCUUGAGAGUAAUAAUUUCCCAUCAGCGCAUGGUCUGGAUUGGCAGUAUGUCUAUCUUCAUAGUGACCGGCUGCCACAACCUUCAUUUGGGUGGCGGAAUAGGCAGCAUAUCCUGAGUCAACUUGAGGGUGUAAAAGAACGAUUCUUGCGGCGACUGAAGCAAAAGGGCAUUCAACAAUGA